UCAACACGGACCCACCGUGGAAACGCGGGAGAGCGAUUCGAAAUCCAAACAGAUUUGCGCGCGAAUAGUGACAGAUCUUUUUUUAUAAAAAAAUACUUAUAUUUUUUCUUGCAAUGGCUGUCACUAGUGCAAGGGGCAUUGUGGAUAUGAAGGAGAAGGGACAUUUUGGACGUGAAAAUGCAAGGAUCGAUAAGUACACGCUCGGCGACGAGCUGCCAGCCCAGUUAGCGGUGCUGGAUCUGCGGCCGAGGAAGAUGACACAGCCGUCCUACUCCUUGCGACGACUCACCAAAGAUGAUAAAGAAGCUAUCAUUAAAUUCCUAAGAAGAUUCUUCUUCCAAGACGAGCCGAUGAAUUUGGCUGUGAAUCUCCUGGAAACUCCUGACUCCCGCUGUCAGGAGCUGGAGGAAUACUCCGCGUCCACGCUAGAGCAGGGCUUGUCUUUGGCCACUGUGGAUGAGAAUGGGGAGAUAGUUGGAGUCAUCCUUAACGGGCUCGCAAAGAGAGAGGAGGUAGACUACGCAGACAAGUCAGAAGACUGUUCCAACGAGAAGUUCCGGCGUAUCCUCAAGGUUCUGGGCCACCUGGAUAGAGAGGCUAAGAUCUGGGAGAAGCUCCCGGAGUCCUGUACCAAGGUUGUGGAGAUCAGGAUAGCUUCUACACACUCCGCGUGGAGAGGUCGAGGCUUGAUGAGGGUGUUGUGUGAAGAGACGGAACGGCUGGCCAAGUCGAUUGGUGCGGGCGCUCUGCGGAUGGACACCACAUCGGCGUUUUCCGCAGCAGCCGCUGAACGUCUCAAGUACAGGCGCGUCUACAGCGUGUUGUAUGCUGAUCUUCCUUAUGCGCCAAAGCCUGAAGCACCACAUCUAGAAGCUAGAGUAUACGUCAAGGAGCUGUAAGCUGAAUAAGUUUCUAACUUAGCUUACGAAGAUAGAAGAAUGCUGUUCCCUUAUGUCGACAUGCAAGUGCCCAAAUAAUAAUU
Molecule: messenger RNA, 982 nt
Organism: Amyelois transitella
Lineage: Eukaryota; Metazoa; Arthropoda; Insecta; Lepidoptera; Pyralidae
Gene: Aanat
Product: arylalkylamine N-acetyltransferase 1
Exons: 6
Coding region: 114-899 (261 amino acids)
Molecular function (GO): N-acetyltransferase activity
Source: RefSeq, a predicted model, not a curated record